UUUAUCCAAUCAGCAUCUCCUGGUCUGGAGCAACGACAGGCAGCGUUUGCAAGCGAGUUAGCUUCACGCGCCUCAUUUGCUUUCUAGCAUUUUCCACGUUGCUUUGUUUUGUGUUUUACCGUAAACAAAAGCAUAAUAACUAGUCUUGAAAGAGAAGAAUCCCAACCGAAGCGAUGACAGGCUCAAAUGAGUACAAGCUGAACCAGGGACCAGAGGAUAGCAUCUCUGCUGUCAAGUUCAGCCCCAGCACAGCUCAGUUCCUGCUGGUUUCCUCCUGGGACUGCACUGUCCGUCUCUAUGAUGUUGGAGGAAACACCAUGAGGAUGAAGUACCAGCACACAGCUCCAGUUCUUGACUGUGCUUUUUAUGACCCAACACAUUCUUGGAGUGGAGGUUUAGAUGCACAGUUAAAAACUCAUGAUUUGAACACAGACCAAGAUACAAUAGUCGGGACACAUGAUGCCCCCAUUCGUUGUGUGGAAUACUGCCCAGAGGUUAAUGUCAUGGUAACGGGCAGCUGGGACAGAUCAGUUCGGCUGUGGGAUCCAAGGACGCCUUGCAACGCAGGCACCUUUACUCAGCCUGAGAAGGUGUACACGCUGUCUGUGGCUGGAGAUAGACUGAUCGUUGGCACAGCUGGAAGACGAGUCCUGGUGUGGGAUUUGAGAAACAUGGGCUACGUACAGCAAAGAAGAGAGUCCAGUCUCAAGUAUCAGACUCGCUGCAUAAGAGCCUUCCCCAACAAACAGGGCUACGUCUUGAGUUCAAUUGAGGGACGUGUAGCUGUGGAGUACCUGGACCCAAGCCAGGAGGUUCAGAAGAAGAAGUACGCCUUCAAGUGCCACAGGCUGAAGGAAGAGGGAAUCGAGCAUGUUUACCCUGUCAAUGCCAUCUCAUUUCACAGUGUUCAUAACACCUUUGCCACAGGUGGCUCGGACGGCUUUGUGAACAUCUGGGAUCCUUUCAACAAGAAACGCCUUUGUCAGUUCCAUCGGUACCCAACCAGCAUCGCCUCACUGGCUUUCAAUAACGAUGGCACCAUGCUUGCCAUCGCCUCCUCCUACAUGCACGAGAAGGGAGACAUCAGCCACCCAGAGGACGCCAUCUUCAUCCGCCAAGUCACAGAUGCCGAGACCAAGCCCAAGUGAGUCUCCCUCAGCCCUGUGGUCCUCAGUAUGACGGUUUGCUACACUCGGAAUCUGUGAGCAGCUGUAUUUACAAGGAGCACGUCCAGCUGCAGCAUAUGCUGAUCUGUAUCUCUGUCCUCCCACUUUUCAAUAUCCGACAGUUGAAAGAUAGACAGAUGAGAACUUGAAAAUCUUCCCACCCAUCUAUGCCAUUGUGAAUAUACACUCGCUACAAUGGCCUUAUAAUAAAUACUGCCUUUGUGAAACUUGAAAUGUUAAAUCUUUGUUGACACUGAGUCUGUCAGGUGUUAAAUUUUGAGGUUGUUUUGUGGUAUUGUUGUAUUGGCUUGUGUUAUAUUGAACCAUGUUUUUGAUUAUUUUGUUUCUCCUUUAUGUAUGAGGAUGGACAAAAUAUUAAAAACACUGUUUAAUAAACAAUUUUAGGUCUGCAAUUUUAAAAGAUAGGUUCAAAUGUUUUAAUUUGGUCUUAAACACAUUCACAAGGCCAUAUGUACUAGGGCUGCUCGAUUAUGGCAAAAUUCAUAAUCACGAUUAUUUUGGUCAAUAUUGAGAUCACGAUUAUUUAACACAAUUACUCAUUGACUCAAAGAACAGAAACACUUCCAUUUUAUUAAAUGUAUCAAUCCACAUUGACUCUGAGUCUCAUGGAGACCCCCUGUGUUUGUUUGUUUUUUUUUUUUUUUACACUGAGUCUGUUUCUUUCCAGUUUCAUAAAGUGUAAUUUGCACAGGCAGCUGUUUAAAUCACACAAAUAUCCUGCUGUAUAUGUGUUUUGAACUUAUUAACAGCAUCUACAUUGAUUGAUCAAGGCUCCCAGUCUGUCUGUGAGCUCACCUGUUUCACUACAGGCAGAUUCCCCUCACUCGCUACAGUGUUUCGGCAGGGAAAUAUAAUCAAUGGAUCAAUAAAUAUAAACACUGUCAAUUUCUUUCUGUGGAGCCAACAUGAAACUAUUUUGGUUCAGUAAAUUUCUGCUGUCAGUCAGCCUGGUGGAGGCGGGUUGUCUGGCCGGGAGGAGCAAAAGCGCAUCGCUGUAAAGGAAAGGGCUGCGCUGGAUUUAUAACACAAGACAAAACGAGAGCAUCAUCGUGAAACAGAAUGCGGCACAAUAAUCGUUUUAUCUGGAUGAUUUUGUUUUUAUAAUCGUUGAAGCCAAAAUGGUAAUUGAAAAUAAAAUUUGAUUAAUCGCCCAGCCCUAAUAUGUACAGUACUUUGACUUUGGCUUUGCUUGCUAUAAUCAUUCCUCAUUAUGACAUCUUUUCCUAAUGUGCAUCCAAUAUAAGUGAUUGGGGGCAAAAUUCACUUUUUGUUCUGUGCAAAACUGUACUCAAAAGUCUAACUAAAGCAAAUAUGACAAUUUAACCAUCUGAGUUAAGUUUAAUCAAGUGUAUAUCUUCCAACGAAAGUUAGUCUUUUUUAGAACAAAACUUCCUGUUUGUGUUUCCCUGGACUCUUAUUUCCAUGCUGAGGGAGAAGGAGGAUUUGAAGUAAUAUCAAUUGUUUUGCUUUUAUUAAGAGAUUUUGAUAUGUUUUUGAUUUGAUGAAUUGCUGUCGAGUGAAGAGUCCAGGUGGAAACUGAACAAGGACAGAACUAGCAAAAAUGUUUUCUCUGAACCUGUAACAUCAUCAAAAAGUGAGUAUAUGUACACAGUAUGUGUUAAGAAAUAUUUGACUCAACACAUGGAAAUGGACAUCUUGGCCUGGAUAUGUAGGUGCAACAACACUAGAAAAUCCAGUUUGUUGGUCAAACUGUUCUUUCUCAGAAGGACUUGUGGGCAAUUGACUGAUGCGUUUCCAAUGUUAUUUUGUUGAAAACACAAGGGUUGUUUUUUUAUUUGUUAUUGUAAUGUCAACAUGAAAUUGCUCCCACCUAUGUCACAAAAAGCUACUUUGAUGUAAAUGCCAUCUCUCUGUUGUUGAUACAAGUAUAAAAAACAUUUUUUAGUAGAUUUCUUUGUGUCAAAAAUAUAAAUAUUUGCUAGGGUAUUUCUGGGAGUUUACAAAAUAUGGAAAACAAGUUUGCACUUGCAUAAGUGACAUCAAGUAGCAACAAAAAAAAAAUGGCCAUCAUUCAUAGUGAAACCUAGAAACCAGUGUUUUCUGGAGUCUUUCACUUCAUCAAAAGUAAUUUACUCCACCUCAGUUUGACCCCGCUUUAUUGGCACAACAGUGGAUAAAUUGGCUUAGAUUUUUUUUCUGAAGAACAGUAUGAAAUAGGCUAGUAGUCCAUGAAUGGGAUAUCGCUUGCCUCCAUGCAUUGAUUCAGUGAUUGCUCCUGAGUUGAUUGAUUCUCUCCUAUUUUUGGUUUACAGGUCAACCUAAAUCCACCUUUGUAUGGUUCCCUCUGCGUAUGAAGCCUUAAUCACAUUUGGGUUAUCUGCUGGCAUCCAGUGUACCAUUACUAAAUUGCUACCUGUCAUUUUCUCCCAUUUCAGUAGUUUGUUUUCUUUCUUGUAAGAAAUGUCUGUUCAUUUUCUCUCUCUCUCUCUUCUGGUUCUUGUUAAAUAUUUCAUU
Thunnus maccoyii (southern bluefin tuna) is the source of this 3662-nucleotide messenger RNA. RefSeq names its product BUB3 mitotic checkpoint protein (gene bub3). Bases 174 to 1148 code for a protein of 324 amino acids. NCBI's taxonomy places the organism in Eukaryota, Metazoa, Chordata, Actinopteri, Scombriformes, Scombridae. Gene Ontology annotation, cellular component: mitotic checkpoint complex; kinetochore; bub1-bub3 complex. Gene Ontology annotation, molecular function: ubiquitin binding. The record is from RefSeq and is a predicted model, not a curated record. The transcript is spliced from 7 exons. Gene Ontology annotation, biological process: mitotic spindle assembly checkpoint signaling.